UGUCACUAGAAAAUAGAAAUAUUCAAAUUUUAACACUCUGAAAAUCAGUUCUCUCUCUCUACAGACCGGUAGUGCGAUCUCUCUCUCUCUUCGGGUGCUGUGGUCUGUGGAGAAGGCUAAAUUCCGAAUUCGAACUUCUCUUUUCAGGUAACAAUUCCCGGACCCAAACAUAGCGGUAGCUUUAGCGCAUCGGACAUCCUAUAAGACACAGAAAAUAAUAAUUAGAAAAAACAGUGGUGAGUUUGAAGGAUAAUGGCUGCUUCUCAGUUACAGAUUGGAGGUGAUGAAUCCGUCCUUUUACGGGUUACUCACUCCAAUAUGAAGACUUUUUCUCCUGAAAUCCGUUUUUCUCUUCAGAUGACAGUGGAAGCCGUGAAAGACAAGCUUUGGAGAAAGUGUGGUACUUCUGUCGAUUCAAUGUCCCUAGAGCUCUAUGAUGAAACUGGUGCUAAAAUCUCAGUCCUAAGCGAUAAUGCAAGACCGCUUGGUUUUUAUUCUCCACUGGAUGGUUAUCGCCUACAUGUCAUUGAUCUCGAUCCAUCAUCAGUGACUUCUGGAGGUUGGCUCGAGGACACAUCACUUGUGGAGAAGUAUACUAUCUCUGAAGAGGCUUAUGGGAAACUUGGUGGUACUUUCAGAAAAUUCAAGGAAACAUUGCCGCUUAAACAACCCCCUGGUCAAGAAUCUAAAAUAUCUGACAACGACAUGGAAGAUCUUUGUGCAAAUAUUAAGAUAGGGGACAGAUGUGAAGUGGAACCUGGAGAGAGAAGAGGCACGGUCAAAUUUGUUGGUCGGGCAGAAACACUUGCACCUGGGUUUUGGGUUGGAAUUAAGUUUGAUGAACCAGCUGGAAAACAUGAUGGCAUGGUGAAAGGGAAACGUUACUUUGAGUGCCCUCCCCUUCAUGGUGCAAUGGUCCGACCAGACAAAGUAAAGAUUGGAGAUUAUCCAGAAAAAGAUCCCUUUGAGGAUGAGGAAAUUUAAGUGCAUAGGAUUCCCCUAUUUGCUGUUCCUUUGGUUUGAUAUUUUAAUGGAUGGGAGAUGCCUGUUUCAACUAUCUAGCUGAGCCAAAAAGAUGGUCGAGCCUAGCGUAAUUAAAAGUCACGAAAAUGAUGAUUUCACGUCGAUGAUGAAACCUGAGUGAAUUAAACAUUUAGAUGGCAGUUGCAUACAGAUUGCUGCACUCAAGUAUGAAACCUGAGUAAAUUAAACAUUUAGCCGGCAGUUGCAUACAGUGUCUCUGUUUUAAUGAUUGAUCAUCAGUAAACCAUGUAAGCAAAGUCUUCCAGAGAUUUUUAUUUGAGUGGAUAGAAACUGGUGACGGGGUUCACUUUCAUUACCAA
Molecule: messenger RNA, 1343 nt
Organism: Capsicum annuum
Lineage: Eukaryota; Viridiplantae; Streptophyta; Magnoliopsida; Solanales; Solanaceae
Product: tubulin-folding cofactor B
Exons: 9
Coding region: 253-984 (243 amino acids)
Biological process (GO): cytoplasmic microtubule organization; tubulin complex assembly; post-chaperonin tubulin folding pathway
Cellular component (GO): microtubule plus-end; cytoplasm; nucleus
Molecular function (GO): microtubule plus-end binding; alpha-tubulin binding
Source: RefSeq, a predicted model, not a curated record